Messenger RNA from Pseudocercospora fijiensis CIRAD86, 633 nucleotides. RefSeq lists its product as uncharacterized. The coding region runs from base 1 to 633 and encodes 210 amino acids. The record is from RefSeq and is a predicted model, not a curated record. Gene Ontology annotation, molecular function: protein dimerization activity. The transcript has 6 exons. NCBI's taxonomy places the organism in Eukaryota, Fungi, Ascomycota, Dothideomycetes, Mycosphaerellales, Mycosphaerellaceae.
AUGGCAGACUCAAGCGCAUCCAUACGCUGUUUCGUGGAUGAAUCGACUGUAUCGCAUGGAGCCUGGACUGGAAGUACUUCUGAAUUGCUCAAUUGCAGACGAGAAGUUCUUUACGAUUCAAGUUUUGGAAGUCGUUGUUCAAUGAAUGGUCGAAGCCGAGAGAGUAUUAGGUCAGAGGACGCAUCACCUUUAACGCCGACGAGAGACUCGCCGUCAACGCAUGCCAGACCGCAUGCUGCCGUGGAGCAGAAGUACCGGCGUACUCUGAAUAGUAAACUUCAGCAACUCAAUUCAUCGAUCCCGCUUACUGGAAAAUUUGCUCCGCCUACCGGUGAGACAGCCGAGCUUCGACCAGACAACGAGAAGUCAGAAUCUGCCGCAAAACCUGCGGUUCUUGACAAGGCGAUUCAGUAUGUCGCUCACUUAGGAGCAAGUCAGAGAGUGGCUUGGGGAGGACGACUUCUUGCACGACCAAAGCAUGGACAACAAGCAAGAACCUCUAAUGCAAUAGUGUCCGAUGUGCUCUAUCUGGCAUUUCUAGAGAUUGAUCUGGGCAGUUACUGUCCUCGAAAAAUUCUGCGACUUCUGUUGAACAUUGAAUCCGAUUCAAUUCAGAUUCAUAUUCAAUAUUGA